Messenger RNA from Saxophila tyrrhenica, 1266 nucleotides. RefSeq lists its product as uncharacterized. Gene Ontology annotation, molecular function: DNA-binding transcription activator activity, RNA polymerase II-specific; zinc ion binding. The record is from RefSeq and is a predicted model, not a curated record. Gene Ontology annotation, biological process: regulation of transcription by RNA polymerase II. Lineage: Eukaryota; Fungi; Ascomycota; Dothideomycetes; Mycosphaerellales; Extremaceae. The transcript has 3 exons. The coding region runs from base 1 to 1266 and encodes 421 amino acids.
AUGGCCGGCUUAAACGAGCGACGCAAGUCACGGACCUAUGUGUAUGCCCAGACUGGCGAAGAGUGCAACGAAGAGAAGCCGUGCUCCAACUGCGUUCGACAUGGCGUCGCUUGCUCACUUGCUGGUGGGCCGUAUGUCCCGAGAGAGGAUGCGAAGAACAGACGAACAUCAACCACAUCUUCCUCUGCGAGUCUGACUCAAACCACAUCACAAGACACUGGUCUAAGCAGCGCGACCGCGAGUGCUACGGGCAGCCGAGGACCAAGUCCACGACCAGGCCCUUUUCAGGUCCUGACGGGUUUGAUCGAGCGUCCACCUCCUGGAGAAAACUGGACGCUUGAUCUGGAGCUCAUGCACCAUUUCAUGCUACAUACGGGCUUCGUCCUGACGGAACACCAUGACAUGGAGUACAUACUCGACAUCUGGCGAGUCGAGCUACCCAAGGUAGCCUUCCAGUUCGAAUACGUGAUGCACAGUCUGCUCGGCUUCUCUGCUCUUCACAAGGCGUACGUGGAACCCGAAAACGCACAACGGUUGCGAGAGAGUGCAGUCGAUCAUCUGGACAAGGCGCUGGUGCUCUACCGAUCAGAACCGUCGCCUGCAACGGCAGAGAACGCAAAUGCCAAGUUCGUGUUCACCUGGAUUGUUGCUCUCUUCGCAUACGCUAUCCCUCCGAGUCUGCCGCCUAUAGAUGCGAUUGUGGAGCUGUUUAUGCUGGUCAAAGGCAUUGACGCGAUACUUUCAGAAACAUGGUUCUGGGUUUCUCAAGGUCCUUUCGCACCUAUAUUGAAUCGAGGGUUUCAGGAGGCUGUACCCACGGCUCUCGAAAGCUUUGCGGUCCCCGAAGGCAUAGACUUUGGCCUCAACCAUCUCGACUACAUGAUUGGCGUCGACGCUAUGCUUCCCGACGACCGCCGGACUUGCGCACUCAUUCUAACGGAGCUAAAAGGCAUAUACAAUACCAUGCAUCCGGCGCAAAACUCCUGCAGCGUGGCCUCGAUUCUAUGCUUUCCCAAGCAAGACUCGGGCAGCUUCGCGCAGCUGGUGAAGCAGCGCCUACCGCAGGCGUUGAUCAUCCUGGCAUACUAUUGUGUGAUGCUCGAUAUCCUAGACCCCAGAUGGUGGAUCCACGGCUGGUCGAAGAGGGUGCUGCAGGAUGUGCUGGGCUCGUUGGACGAGCAGUGGCGGCAUUGGAUCGAGUGGCCGGUACAGACGGUACUGCUGAAGGAGAGCACGCCCAGAGCGUCGGCAAACUUUAUGAUUUGA